This is a messenger RNA of Drosophila ficusphila, 1370 nucleotides long. RefSeq lists its product as uncharacterized. The transcript is spliced from 3 exons. The coding region runs from base 83 to 1324 and encodes 413 amino acids. The record is from RefSeq and is a predicted model, not a curated record. Lineage: Eukaryota; Metazoa; Arthropoda; Insecta; Diptera; Drosophilidae.
UAGGUAGAAAAGCACGUUCACCCGGAAUCGGCGGACCCAGUCAGUCACAAAUCGGGUGCGUAGCAGCACAACGUGAUCAGCAAUGGGGGAAGUUCCGAAAGUCGUGGACCUGCCACAGGUGAUCGAGCCCCAUCUGCCGGAGGGCUCCACUUUGGACUCUUACGUCAGCCGUUACCUGACCAAGCCCGGCGACAACUACGGCAGCAUUAUGCUUGCGGUGCAGGCGAAGAUCCGGAGCGCAGACGGCGCUUUCCAGGAGUUGCCGCUGAUAGCCAAACUUCCGCCGCUCACCAACGACCUAUACUGGCAGAUUUUCCAGCCCGAGCGGACCUGCAUCACGGAGAACGCCGUCUACCAGUACCUGUCGCCCGAGCUGGACAAGCUGCAGCUAGAGGCCGGCAUCCUGCCCGGGCAACUCUUCGAUGGCUUCCCGCGGUACUACGGCUCCCGCAUCUCGCUAGACCCCCGCUCCUCGACAGUCGAUCGGGAUGCCGUUCUGGUCCAGGAGAACGUCACGGUGCACGGCUACCGGCCGGGAAACAGAUACCGGCCGUACAACCUGGCUGAAACCGUGCUCGUCCUGCACUACUUGGCCCGGUACCACGCCCUGCCGAUCGCUCUGCGCGUCAAGAAGCCGCAGGUGUACGAGCAGUUUGUCCGGCCCUACUUCAAGAAGUUCGAUAUGAACUGCAACAUGGAUCCGGCCGAGAAGGAGCUCAUGAACACUGAGAUACUGCAGGACAUCAGGACGGUGGCCAGCGAGGAGCGGGACGUGAAGCGGGUCGAAGAGCUGCUGAUCGAGUUUGACGCUUUUCAAGCCAGCAAGGAUGUGGACGAUGGCCCCUUCACGACCCUCGUGCACGGAGACCUGUGGAUCAACAACAUGAUGCUGAAAUACAACGAAGAUGGCACCCCAGUCAAGGUGAAAAUAGUGGACUUUCAAAUCGCCCAGUACGGCUCGCUGGUGCACGAUGUCAUCUUUUUGCUGUUCUCAAGUGUGGAUGUACAAGUCCUGGAGGAUAACUACUACAAUUUCCUGAGCAUGUACUACAAGUUCUUUAUUCAGACCCUACGGGAAGUGAAUGUGGACACCAGUAACUACACACACGAGAAAUUUAUGAAAGAGGUUCAAGAAGUGGCACACUUACAGCUGCCUCAUGCUAUCUUUAUGAUGAAAGUGAUUUUGGCUGACAGCAGCACGAUUCCCGAAAACUUUAAAGACGUGGAUUUGUCGAUGCUGUCCAAGAAUACUGGAAUUAAAUCUAUUGUGACCAAAUUCGAGGCUAUUUUGCGACUAGGAAAGAAGUUUAAUAUUUUUUACUGAUCAUGUUUUUCCAGUGACGAAAUAAAUAACUUAACUUACUUACUAA